Molecule: messenger RNA, 254 nt
Organism: Ectocarpus sp. CCAP 1310/34
Lineage: Eukaryota; Phaeophyceae; Ectocarpales; Ectocarpaceae
Source: the annotation of a GenBank genome assembly
GCCUCAUGGUGACUCCGUCGGGGUACCGGAAGACCGUGAGGCAGACGGCUCUUCACCAGAGGGCUGGUGCGAUGCACGCGGCGGACAUGGUGGAGCUCAGUUACUGGGACACAAUCAUCUGUUUCCACCUCCUGUUCAGCGAAGCCGUGAAGCACCCGGUGAUGCUCCUCGAGUACGGAGAGGAGGGGGCUGCGGACGGAGACAGCGAGGCAGAGAAUGAGGCCCGCUUCAUGGAGUUCGGGAUUAUGCGGUAA